AUGUUCGCCCGUCUGACGCGUCUCCCACUCCGCCGCUCCCUCCACACCUCCGCCUCUCCCGCCGCUGCGCCCUGGGUCCGCAGUCGCGUCGCGUACGGUGUAGGCGCCGCCGUGACCGCGUCCUACCUGGCAUGGAGGUUACAUGCUGAUAGGAUAGCACUGGAUAGUGCCGAAGCCGAAGACCCCGUCGCUGCCGCGGAGAGGGUGCUCGGCACGUCCAGGGCUGGGCUGAAGGAGACUCUGACUUCCCCUGUCUCCUCCCCGGCACCUGCUUCCGAUGAGCCGGCACCAACUUCCCAGUCUUCAGAGGCUUCCACCGACUCCGAGCCCCCACAGACGCCGUCAGAUGCGGAGGCGACCGUUGAGGCCAAGGCUGAGGAAGCUUCCGCAGCCGGCGGUGCUUACGACCCCAACACCGGUGAAAUCAACUGGGACUGCCCUUGUCUCGGUGGUAUGGCACACGGGCCUUGUGGCGAGCAGUUCAGGGCUGCCUUCUCCUGCUUCGUGUUUUCCGAAGCCGAGCCUAAGGGCAUCAACUGUGUCGACGCGUUCAGGACAAUGCAGGACUGCUUCCGGGAGCACCCAGACGUCUACGCGGAUGAAAUUCGCGAUGACGAGGAGGAAGCACCGUCAGAGCCUGAGCGCAAGUUCCACAACAUUCACUCUGAGGAUGUGGACUUCUAGACAGCCAACAGGCCCUAUCUAUUCAGUAAUUACUAUCCUGUUAAUAUCAGGGCUAUACAAGUCUUGUCCCCCCUCA
Molecule: messenger RNA, 760 nt
Organism: Schizophyllum commune H4-8
Lineage: Eukaryota; Fungi; Basidiomycota; Agaricomycetes; Agaricales; Schizophyllaceae
Exons: 3
Coding region: 1-684 (227 amino acids)
Biological process (GO): protein import into mitochondrial intermembrane space
Cellular component (GO): mitochondrial intermembrane space
Molecular function (GO): protein-disulfide reductase activity
Source: RefSeq, a predicted model, not a curated record